AAUGUUUCCGGUUUUCUUCCUCAUUGUUUAGCGGAUGGACGUAAAGACGUUACACGUUCCUCUGUGUGAUUGUAUUCGAAAGAUAUUCACUUCAACGCCCGAGUCGCCUUUUUAUUUGGGCUGCCCGUCCGUCAAACAGAAGCUGCGAUGAACUAUUCUGACGAUGACUCUGAUGGAUAUUCAUCGAGUGAAGAUGCAGAUUACGCCCCGUCAGAUGAUAAUGUCAGCGAGGAUGAUAUUAAUGAGUGUGAAAAGGAAGAGCCUUCAGAUGAAAGUGACGGUGUGCCACAUCCUGACAAUGUGACCAAGAGGAGUGUUAAGAAAAACGGCAGCAGUUUGAGAAAGAGGCCAAAACGAGUGCUAAAAGUAGACGGAGAGGAGAAGAAUGGAGGUGGUACUGAAGAGGCUCGGCCACUGCAGGAAGAUGUGGAAAAACUGACACAAAUACAGAAUGAUGAUGAAGCUACACAAAAGAAACAAUCAGAUGACCUCUGGGCUCGUUUCUUGUCUGAUGUUGCCCCCAGACCCAAAGCAUCGAUGGGUGCUUCGCCAACUCACACCACACCGGAGGCUCAUUCUUUGGCUUCUAGUGUUUGUAUGAGAACUGAAUCACAGGAAUCAGAUCCAGCCAAAGUCACCAUAGUUAAAGUUUUUGAUUUUGCUGGAGAAGAAAUCAGGGUCAAUAAAGAAGUAUUAGCAGACUCCAAAGAAGCAAAAAUACAUCUAAAGAGCCAAUGUACAAAAGAGAAGAUGGGUGAAAAAAAACCCACAUCUCCCAGCCAAUCAACGUGUCCUGGCCCCAGUGUCAGCAGUUCCAAGCGGCCAGCAGGGAUGUCCGGUUUACUGAGUCGUAUUGGUGGAAAGAAACAAAGAAUUAGCACACUGGAGAAGUCAAAGAUGGACUGGGAUGCUUUUAAAUACGAGGAGGGCAUCACUGAGGAGCUGGCAAUCCACAACAGGGGUAGAGAUGGGUAUGUGGAGCGGAAGAAUUUCUUGGAGCGUGUUGAUCACAGACAGUUUGAGAUGGAGAAAGAAGUGCGUCUAAAAAACAUGAAACAUUCGUCUUAGCCAUGGGACGACAAUUUCCCCUGUAAAGCGAGCUAUGGCUCAAGUAUACUUGGUUAUUCGAAUGUUAAUUGUCUGAGUUUGUAAUAGUGCGAUGUUAAGUCCAAGUUUUUCUCUCUACUCUACAGUCUUUAGUCGGUGAAGGUGAAAGCCUUUUUUUGUCAGUAAAUGUAAUCUGGUUUGUGGCAAUGGAAAAUCUGGGAGCACAGUAUCAAGUCAACGCUUCUAUUUUUAUGCUUUAAUUCAUUGUUUGUCGUGAUUAUAAGUGUGUCUGGGAUAAUGGUGACUAUUUCGUCAAAUCUAAACUUCCACUGUUCCCUCCACCUCCUAAAAUUGUGAGUACAGCAGCACGUGUGUCCAAUUUUUAAUAACCCUGAUAUUAUUUGUUAAACAGAUUUAGCCAUUUGAGUCCCUAACCCUAACCAUAAACCCAGAACACCAGCCAUCUAACCCCUAAAAUUGUAUGCCAUUUUCACUCCACACAGAAUAUAUCCUCCUAACACACAAAUAUCACAAACCAAAUUACUUUUGUGUGAGGAAUUACAUUUAUUUGUAUGUCAUUCUCAUCACCGCAUUAUAGUUUGUGGUAGAGUUUGGCUUGUUGUUUAUGUUGAAUUGCAUUGUGUUUUUAUUAAAAGAUUUGGAGGUGUGUUGACAAUAAAAGCCAUUGUCACUUA
Phyllopteryx taeniolatus (common seadragon) is the source of this 1742-nucleotide messenger RNA. RefSeq names its product craniofacial development protein 1 (gene cfdp1). Lineage: Eukaryota; Metazoa; Chordata; Actinopteri; Syngnathiformes; Syngnathidae. The record is from RefSeq and is a predicted model, not a curated record. The coding region runs from base 148 to 1068 and encodes 306 amino acids. The transcript is spliced from 7 exons.